Messenger RNA from Oncorhynchus gorbuscha (pink salmon), 2521 nucleotides. It is a transcript of the gene slc25a44a, whose product is annotated as solute carrier family 25 member 44a. Gene Ontology annotation, cellular component: mitochondrion. Lineage: Eukaryota; Metazoa; Chordata; Actinopteri; Salmoniformes; Salmonidae. The record is from RefSeq and is a predicted model, not a curated record. The coding region runs from base 284 to 1240 and encodes 318 amino acids. Gene Ontology annotation, molecular function: branched-chain amino acid transmembrane transporter activity. The transcript is spliced from 4 exons. Gene Ontology annotation, biological process: branched-chain amino acid catabolic process; transmembrane transport.
AGUACUUUUUUAAUGUUGCUGACGAGACGCUCGCUCAAGCAUCGGUGACCGUACAUUUACGAAUGGACGGCAUGAAUUUCACAUCAAACCAUAUUCUAACUUGUCCGAAUCCUUUCAACGAAUGCUUAUUUUUACAAGGCUAUUAGAACGUUGUACAUAUAGUUCAGUUUAGCCGUGUGUAGCAUAGACAUGGCGUCUUGAGCUAUGUGAAAAUGGCUCUAUAACACGGUGUUGUGAAGGGCGCGGUCCAUUCAACAAGGAGCUGUGGACACCAGCAGGCAGGAUGGAGGAGAAGAAACGCAACAUCCGGAUCAUUGAAUGGGAGGACCUGGACAAGAAAAAGUUCUACUCCCUGGGUGUGUUCAUGACCAUGACCACCAGGGCCACAGUCUACCCGUUCACCCUCAUCCGCACCCGGCUGCAGGUGCAGAAGGGCAAGUCCCUCUACACAGGCACCUUUGACGCCUUCUACAAGAUCCUGAAGGCGGAGGGCCCGCGAGGCCUCUACCGAGGCUUUAUGGUUAACACCUUCACCUUGAUCUCAGGCCAGGCCUACAUCACCACCUAUGAACUGGUAAGGAAGUACGUGUCCCAAUAUUCCAGCAAUAAUACAGUGAAGUCUCUGUGGGCAGGGGGAGCGGCGUCCCUGGUGGCCCAGACCAUCACUGUGCCCAUAGAUAUGGUCUCUCAGCAGCUCAUGAUGCAAGGCCAGGUGGGACACCUGAGCCGCUUCAAGGUCAAACCCAAAAUAAUGAUGGCGACAUCCAAGAGCAAAGUGACUUUCGGACAAACCAGGGACAUUGUGGUGCAGAUAUGCGCCGCUGAUGGUUUCCGAGGAUUUUACCGGGGAUACGUGGCAUCCCUCCUCACCUACAUCCCCAAUAGCGCGGUGUGGUGGCCUUUUUAUCAUUUUUAUGCAGAGAACCUUUCCAAACUAGCCCCCAGUGAUUGUCCUCACCUGCUUCUGCAGGCUAUCGCUGGGCCAAUGGCAGCAGCCACAGCCUCCACCAUCACCAAUCCCAUGGAUGUUGUGCGGGCCAGAGUGCAGGUGGAGGGCAGGUCAUCGGUCAUUGCAACCUUCAAGCAGCUGCUGGCAGAGGAAGGACCCUGGGGGAUGACUAAAGGGUUGUCUGCCCGCAUUAUCUCCUCCACCCCCACGGCCGUGGUCAUCGUGGUAGGCUACGAGACCCUCAAGAGACUGAGCCUGCGCCCUGAGCUGGUCAACUCUAGACACUGGUAAAUACCAGAGGGACAACCAGGGACAGACCCGGGCUAGACUGGGCCAGGUAGCCAGGGACACUGUCAAACACAGACAAAACAUGGCUACCUGGUCUCCCAUAUUGCCGAUUCGGUUUGCCUUUGAAAAAACUGUUGCCUUUAUGUUUUAAUGUGAGGUUGAUGGAUUUUAUCAUGCUGUUUGGGCAGAGGAAUUAUGAUUCAUACCUUUUUGUUUUCAGGGAGUACAACUGUAGAUAUUGGAACUUGUCAAUUAGAGGUAUGGAUAAAAAUGUGUGCAUUGUUGCAGCAGAGUAAGUAAAUUAAAGUGUAAUUAAUAUGGAGAGUCGUGUAAUUUACCAAUUAUAAGGCUUGGUAAAUUUGACACUGGGUUAAACUGGUUUUCAAAAUGGACUCUCACAAACCCUCUGUUGCCCUUAAAAAAUUGUGUUUGUUAACUUUAAAUGGUACAUGUUUGUCAGCUUUGUAUUGUUCAUGUAUUCACCCAAUGGUUGCGUUUCACUGGCAAAGGUAAUGUAGACAACCCUGCUGAGACCCUGUCAACAGGGCAGGUUAUUACAUUCAACAAACAAGUUCUCUUCCUUUGGUGAGAAAGUACCAGGGCUAUGUUGAAUAAGAGCAGAACUGCUCUCUAUUGUACCCUUUUUCUCUGAAUAUGAUGUGUAAAGCAAGUUAUUCAAGUAGGCUUGGGAAACACUAUGGCAUGGUAAAAUUACUGGUGCUUCCUCAACACAUCUCAAUUUAAAAAUAGUACGACCUAUUCCUGCCCUCAAUGCUUGUGGACUGUUGGGAAUAGUACACUAUAUACAAAAGUAUGUGGACACCCUUUCAAAUUAGUGGAUUGGACUAGUUCAGCUCUACCAGUUGCUGACAGGUAUAUCAAAUUGAGCACACCGCCAUGCAAUCUCCAUAGACAAACAUUGGCAGUAGAAUUGCCUGAAGAGCUCAAUGACUUUCAAUGUGGUACUGUCAUAAGAUGCCCCCUUAAAUUUCUAUCCUGCUUAACUGUAAGUGAUGUUAGUGUGAGGUGGAAACAUCUAGGAGCAACAGCUCAGCCGCAAAGUGGUAAGCCAUACAAGCUCACAGAAUGGGACCGCUGAAGUGCGUAGUGUGUAAAAAAUAAUCUGUCCUCGGCUGUAACACACUAUAAAGUUCCAUGCUGCCUCUGGAAGCAACAAAAUAACUUAGGCUUGUGUGCGGGUGCCCAUUUAUUUAACUAGGCAAGUCAGUUAAGAACAAAUUCUUAUUUUCAAUGACUGCCUAGGAACAGAACAUUUCAUGAAGC